AUGGCUCUUAAAAUGGAACAGAAGAGCGAUCUUGAGUUUAUACUGAAAAAUUUGUUAGCUGGUGGCGUUGCAGGCAUGUGUUCUAAAACGACUGUAGCUCCCCUUGACCGUAUUAAGAUACUUCUUCAGGCUCAGUCAUCACAUUACAAGCAUCAUGGGGUAUUUGGUGGAUUAAUGGCAAUUGUUAAGCAUGAAUCCCUUAUUGCAUUAUAUAAGGGAAAUGGUGCUCAAAUGGUCAGAAUAUUCCCAUAUGCAGCUACACAGUUUACAAGCUUUGAAAUUUAUAAACGAUACCUAAGCGGACUAAGCAUACCAAUAGUGCAACACGGCGACAAGUUCGUAGCGGGCGCGGCGGCGGGGUUGACUGCGGUGACCCUCACGUAUCCCCUCGACACCAUUAGAGCGAGACUCGCCUUCCAAGUGACCGGGGAACACCGGUACACGGGCAUUGCUCAUGCUGCUACUACCAUAUUUAAGACUGAGGGCGGUAUACGCGCGUUAUACCGCGGCUUUGUGCCGACGAUGGUGGGAAUGGUUCCGUACGCCGGCUUCAGUUUCUACUGCUUCGAAUCCCUUAAGUUCUUAUGUAUGAAAUAUCUUCCGAGCACACUUUGUCGCAAAUGUGAAAGAAAUACUGGGGGUCUAGUGCUGACGGUGCCAGGUAAGUUGGUGUGCGGGGGCCUGGCGGGCGCGGUGGCGCAGUCCGUGUCCUACCCGCUGGACGUGACGCGCCGGCGCAUGCAGCUCGCCUGCAUGACGCCCGAGACGGCCAAGUUUGGAACGGGCAUGGUUAAAACAUUAACACUCAUAUACCGCGAAAAUGGAAUAGUCAAAGGGUUGUAUCGCGGUAUGACCAUCAACUACUUACGAGCCAUACCAAUGGUGGCCACUUCCUUCUCUACAUACGAACUGAUGAAACAACUUCUACAACUCGACACCGGAAUGAAAAUAUCG
Molecule: messenger RNA, 954 nt
Organism: Brenthis ino (lesser marbled fritillary)
Lineage: Eukaryota; Metazoa; Arthropoda; Insecta; Lepidoptera; Nymphalidae
Source: the annotation of a GenBank genome assembly